GCUUAUUAUAAAGGAGGGCCGACUCCAUCAAAAAAACAUAAAAGCAUUUCAUAACUAUAAUAACUGUAACAGCAUCAUCAACUAAAGGAGAAGAAUCAGAACAAAAAUGAGAGUCUACUUUAUCAUAGUCUGCUGCAUACUUAGCUUCACCCAAUCAUGCAUAGUGCAAGUGUCUCUUAACAAUGGGCCCGUCUUCAAUGCAUCACAAGAAGUUGUCGUACAAGAAGGAGACCACAUUUCUGUUAGCUGCAACUAUUGUUCAUACAAGAACUACAUUAAAUAUCUAUUCAAAACAAAUCUCUCUGAUUACAGUCCACUAGGGAUGUUGUAUAAUGAAAAUUAUACCACUAGCAGCAUUGAUACAUCUCACUCUUUUCAAUGCUGCCAGGAUGAUGGAGUAUGGAACUGCUCAUUAAGUACAAUUAUAAAUGUGACAAAACAUUCCCCAAAUCCCACUGAAUGCAAUAGCACUCAACCCCUACCAGUCACAGAGACAGUUACAAACACAGAAACAGCUACAUCCACUGAAACAGUUACACACACAGAAACAGCUACAUAUACUGAAGCAGUUACAUCAACAAUAACUAAAAGUAUUACUACAAUGGAGCAGCAAGUUGUCCCUACAACAGUCAUUAGUACACGCAUCAUGACUACAACAAUAAUGGUGACGCCAUCACCAAGUAUUUCUGAUGAAGAACAACAGUCGGCAUCUGAGAAUAUUUACAUAUACCAAUCUGGAGAGCCAACAUUGAGUAAAAAUUGUGCUGAAAAUAUAGAGUUUAUACUUCCUGUCAUUAUAUUAACUGUGUUGCUGAUUGUUACCAUAGCAGUGUGUGGGUUCUUACUCAUUGUAUGCAGAUAUUAUCAUAAGAUGAAACAAAGCUAUGACUUAAAGAAUAAUGAACAAAAACUAUAAUUAUAACAUUUAUUAAUACUUAUUUUUAUUUUGUAUUGAUUUCGCACACUCACUUUUCUGUCUCUUAAAAUUCAACAUUUUUAUUGAUUAUUUUGCAUUUCAAAAAUACCCCUGGAAUUUUUUUGACAUAAUUAUA
Messenger RNA from Amphimedon queenslandica, 1052 nucleotides. RefSeq lists its product as uncharacterized. The coding region runs from base 107 to 916 and encodes 269 amino acids. The record is from RefSeq and is a predicted model, not a curated record. The transcript has 4 exons. NCBI's taxonomy places the organism in Eukaryota, Metazoa, Porifera, Demospongiae, Haplosclerida, Niphatidae.